Ectocarpus siliculosus is the source of this 1498-nucleotide messenger RNA. NCBI's taxonomy places the organism in Eukaryota, Phaeophyceae, Ectocarpales, Ectocarpaceae. The record is from the annotation of a GenBank genome assembly.
AUGUUUACCCUAUCUCCGGUUGUGUCCCUAACCCUCAGGAUUGCGUCCGUGACCUCUAAGAACAUCGGCAUCAUCCACGUCGACCGUCACGCCGACAUCCAGGAAAAGGACCUGGACGAGAGGAUGCACACCACGCCCUACUUCCACGCGACUAACAUCCCUAACGUGCCGGCGAAGAACCUCGUUCAGAUCGGCAUCGGCGGCUGGCAGGUUCCGCGCGCUUCUUUGAAGAACAUGCGCGACCGGCAGACGAACAUCUUCACCAUGCAGGAUCUCGAGGACUUCGGCAUGGACAAGGUCAUCGAGAUGGCGCUCGAAGCGGCUUGGGACGGCUGCGACGCAGUCUACAUGUCCUAUGACAUCGAUUCCUUGGACGCGGCCUUCGUCCCCGGUACCGGUUGGCCGGAGCCUGGGGGGCUGCUCCCCCGGGAGGCGCACAAGUUGGUCGGAGGCGUUGCCAAGGAGGGACUGUGUGGCAUGGAGCUCGUCGAGGUUAGUCCCCCGUACGACGUUUCGGACACCACCUCGCUGCAGGCCUUGCGGUUGAUCGUGGAGACAAUGGGGUCGCUCGUCUCACACGACAAGAUGGGGUCCCACAAGGACAUCAUUGACAAGGAGUUCACACCCUUCUAAAGGCGCUUUUCAAUUUUUGCGCCAUGUCGUCGGAAGGGAUCCUCGUGUCAUUUCUGCCGUCUUUAUCUUCCAAUCGUUCAAACCAUUUUUUUAUCGUGGGCGCAAGCUCCUGGUAGAAUCGAAACCUCUUGGCAUGUUUAUAUGGAAAGGUGGGUAACGCCUACUACGCGCUUUUCGCGAUAAAAUUGAAACAGGGCACCGCGACGUAUUCUUGUAUCGGCAUCGUAGCUUCUCAACAGAAAUGCACCACCGCAAGGCAGGAGGAAGCACUGCUGUGGUGCCGUGCUCUAAACGUGGGUUACUUGCGAUUGCUGAGUACAAAGGCGUAACAAAUGUUGUAUCGUGUUGUUUCAAGGAGUUGGCAGAGACCCCCUGUAUUUGUUUGCGAUGUCUACAUGGCAAUCAGGUGUGAAUAAAGUACACAAUAUAUGAGUUCAGACGAAAUAUCACAUGGGUUGGGAUGGGGGGCAGGGGCGUUGGUGUAGGCUGUGACGGAGAACGCGAGGUGUCGCUGAAUUAAACGUGGUAGUGUUUUCUCUCGCUGCAGCAGCAGCAGCAGCCACCGCAGAUAGUGGGGGGUCCAUGUCACAACAAUGGCAGCGGCGCUGCCGAGGUUUCGGUUUGUACCGUCGCUGUGUCGCGUGCUUGCGUUUGGAACGUUUUCGCCAGAAAACGAAAAAAAAAACCGCGAUGGUUCUAUGCCACGACCAAUAGAAAGUUCCGGCGACGAAUAGACAGUAACAUGCCGACCGUGCAACGGUGGUGGUGUGCUUGGUUGGGUGUUGCCGAGGCCGUGUGCGGCAGGGUGAUUCCCGGAGGUACAGGGGCUAACAUAUAUGCGUAGAAAGCGGUUCGAUCGAAUCCU